AUUGAAUGUAGAUUGAAGGCGGAUUACCUUGUGUUCAUCUGAAUUCGUCCGCCUUUACUCAGUUUAUCUUUCCGAAAUAGAAAAUGAGCAGUCGCAUGGGAUAUUAUGGACCACCUUCAUCAUCAUACUCUGAUCCAUGGGGUUCGUCUCAAAUGAACAAUUCUCAACAGCCAUCAUCAUUUGGUUACAGUAACCAAGGAAAUCCUCCGUUUCCUCAAACGCUUCCUGCAAGACAGAAUCAAAUGUUUUCACAGGUCCCGAACCAGAGACAUACUGCACAACCAUUACAAACAUCGUCUUCAGCUUCUUAUUUCACCCCUAGAGGACAUCAAGGAUCAAAUCAGCAGGAUCUGAGCAUGAGAUCACCAUCUAACCAUAUGAAUAGUCGACCGUCUCUUCUACAUUCGGCGUCUCCAGCUCAUGGAGGUUCAUCGCAGCAACAUCCACCACCACCGCCUCACAGCGGUCGAUCGAUAUCAAUGUCACGAUUUGAACUUAGUGCUGCACAGCCUAGUUAUAAUGAGGGAAACUUCUGUGACGACAUGAUGGAACAGAGAAAUCCAGAUCAUGCUCGUCGUUUUGGUUCAUUUAAACCAUACGUAGGACAAACGGAUUCUCCUGGUCCAAGUCAGCCGCGAUCAUCACUAGCAAGAAGACCGAGUCAAUUGGACGAGUCUUUAGAAAGAAUACCACUUCCGCCUGCUGCACAUCACCACUCUGAGGAAAAACAAAGAUUCCAGUUUCCCACGCAUGAAGUCAGGCCAUUAAUGCCGUCAAGAUCAAGUUUACACGAUGCAGGUGAUGUAGAAAUGGACGGUUUCAUUCCAAGCGAACCACAAAAUGCUGCAAUUCCUCGUCCUCCACGUCGUUCUGAAGGGAUACCGAAGUUUCAGUUUCCAACUCAUGAUGUUAGACCGCAAAUAACACCGAGACGUAUGGAGCCAGAUGUUUUGGAUAUGGACGAUUAUGGUUUACGAGAACCACAAUCUUCAUUUAGAAAAUCUGUUCACAUGGACGACUCUUUAAGUCCUUCUGUUCAUCGUCGAGUUGAAGGGAAACAAGGAUUUCAGUUUCCAAGUUAUGAUAUGAGAUCACCAUCAACUGGCCGUUUGAGACGAAGUGAUCAAUACGACAAUAGUGAUAUGGAUAUGAUGAAUGGAUUCGGAGUUGAACGUCCAGGAUCAUCAAUUCACGAUGUUGCUCCUCAAGACUAUGGUGUUUAUCGUCAGCGUCAGGAAGAUAGGUCAAGAUAUCAAGGUGGUUAUGAGGCUGAAACAUUUUUGACGCCAAGACCGGUUAGAGAGAGUGGAAUGGUUCAGAUGGGUGAUCAGGGUUUUUACCGUCCCCUGCCUGCAUCAUCAAUACGCCAAUCAAAAGUUGAGCGUAGAUCUUCUCUACAUGAAGACAGUGGGCAGAUGGGGAUGGUGCCUCCAUUGACACUAUCAACAGCAUUACCACGACGUUCUCGUGAUAAAUUACCGUUAGGUGAAUCGUCAUCAAUGUUGUAUUCUGAUCGAGCGGAGAGAGAGAGAAGAACACUGCCAUUGUAUUUCUUGAGAAAAAAAGAACGUGAAAAGAAAACUGAACAGAAAGCAGCACGUCUUCAAUCCAAACGAAAACCGAAUCGAAAAAAAGGACCACCUAGAAAUAAAAAUAAAAUAAGAAUGCGACGAAAUCUUUAUUGUGUUGUUUGUGAAAGAAAAUUCGAUAAUAAAGAAGCGCUAAAUAAGCAUUUUGAUCUUGAUUCGCAUAAAAAGAAUUUAAUGUUAUUCAGAGAAACUUUGGCAAAUAUUAAAAAAAGCGAAGGAGAUGAUGCAGAAUUUGAUGAUGAAACUGUUUUUGUAGAAGAGAGGUUUGGUGGAAAAGAUAUUAAAAUCUAUUGCGGCAUAUGCAAGGAGACAUUCCGUAAUAAAUCGUUAUACGCGGAACAUUUGGCUUUUAGACGGCAUAAAUUGAACGCACGAAUUAAUCAAUUAUUUAAAGAUGCAAAAGGCGAUCGUGAUCAUUUAUCUCCGGACGAUCCUCUGGGUUCAUUCUGUCAUUAUAUCAAUUCUGAUACGCAAACAAUUCUGAUUGGUGAGAAAGAGGAGAGAAAUGUGACCCUUGUGAAAUCCAAAGAAAAUAUAUUCUGUCUUAAAUUUUUAGACCUAAGACAUAUGUUAUGCGAAGAACCGGGUCCUGCAGGCGAAGAAUAUCUAGAAGAGGUGGAUGGGUUGACACCGUCAAAAGAUAAACGACCUUAUCGUUGUUCACUAUGUAAUGAAAAUAUAACUGGUGUCGAUAAUACCGAGAUGCAUUUGUAUAGUGUCAGUCAUCAAGAAGCAUUCAAGGCAAAUGUGAAUCCAAAUUGGGAAAUUCAAAUACCAAUCGAAUCAUCAUCAUAUUUUGAUGUUGUAUUGGAUCUUUGGAGAGUUUGUAAAGAUAAGUAUAAAAAGGAACUGAGAAACAUAGAAAAAUUCAAGGAAACCUCUUCAUGUAUAUGUGGAUAUAAAAUUCAACGUUUUGUUGAUUAUAGAAAUCAUUUCCCUAAAGCAUUCGCACAGGGGACAUUACCACCAGUGGACUCAGAAGACUAUCCUGUAGCUGAAGAUAAACGCACUAUAUUGAAUUAUAGAAUUACUUACCGUGAAUGUGUUAAUUUGAUCAAAUUAUUCAGUCUACCGCAUGAUGUCGUUGUAGCGAAAAGAACAAAAGCAAUGGAAUUGGUUGGAGAUACAACUGACCAAACCGCUGCUGCUUCUGCUGCUGCUGACACUGCAACCACCGAAGCUACUACUGCCGCUUCUGCUGCUGCUGCUGCUCCUGCUGAUACCACUACUGAUACUUCUACUCCUUCUGUGAAGAUGGAUGAGUCAGUUAAGGAGGAUGAGGAGCAGGCAGUCAGCGCGAUGAAACAGGAGACAUCUAAUUAGUUUAUUAGUUUGUUUCUGUUUUUUAACCCCUCUAAUGUGUUUAUGACUGACUGUAAAUUAUUGUUAUUAUCAUUGUUAUUAUUGUUAUUAUUAAUAAAAGACAUUUUUAACUAUCAGUGCAUUUAUAUCUGUUGUGUUCAUCAGUUUUUGUAAUUGUUGUUUCUCUCUCUCUCUCUUCUAUUACACCUACCUACCCAUCAGUUAUUGAAUAUAAAACCACUUUUUAGUUUAAUAAUUAAUAAUCAUAAUUAUAUUAAUAAUGAAUGCUUCAUUGAAAAUCAAUAAAUACAUAUAAUUGUCAGUCUUG
This is a messenger RNA of Trichobilharzia szidati, 3219 nucleotides long. NCBI's taxonomy places the organism in Eukaryota, Metazoa, Platyhelminthes, Trematoda, Strigeidida, Schistosomatidae. The record is from the annotation of a GenBank genome assembly.